This is a messenger RNA of Zingiber officinale, 1715 nucleotides long. RefSeq names its product G-type lectin S-receptor-like serine/threonine-protein kinase At1g61400. Gene Ontology annotation, biological process: protein phosphorylation. Bases 720 to 1418 code for a protein of 232 amino acids. Gene Ontology annotation, molecular function: ATP binding; protein kinase activity. The record is from RefSeq and is a predicted model, not a curated record. The transcript is spliced from 9 exons. NCBI's taxonomy places the organism in Eukaryota, Viridiplantae, Streptophyta, Magnoliopsida, Zingiberales, Zingiberaceae.
CUUCCGAUCGUUUUUGAUCCUGAACCCUUCUCCCAACUCCUCAUCUCAGGCGGCCUUCUCCAUCCAACUCCUCUCCGGCAAACCCCUAUCUGGUGAACCCCUCUCCGCGAACCACUCCUCCGAACUCCUCUCCGUCAAGACCACGGGAUUAAUCUCUUCGCCUCUGUCGCCUCAUUCACGCUUCCUUCACACUGCCCAAUCUCUUUGACCACACCUUAUUCAAGCGGCAGAUCCCGGAACUGGUCGAGCUCCAGGUCAUCGAAGACCUUGCGACGGCAGCUCAGCCGCGACUCCAGCUCCCGAGCUUAACCCCUUUCCAGUCGAGCGAAGGAGAAAGUAAGGAGUAAGCCUCCUUCGUCCUCUCUGUCUCUCUCUUUCUCUCGGAGUUUAUUCCGCUUUCAGGCGCCUCACCCUUCCUUCGAUUACCAGCGUAAAGGUUCUCGGUGGAGUGAUCAUGCUAACUUCAUUCAUUUUUAGGGUUUUGAUGUAAGAUACCAAAAAACUUUGUUGCUUUGGACUGGGCGAUGUUUACAAUGAGAAACUGGUGUGUUGAUUAUACUUUACAGACUGAUUUUUGUCUAUGCUUAUCCAUCUUACGAGUGUUACAAGACCCUAGAAUUGAAUAAGCAAGAGAUUGAGCAGUUGCGUUUCUGGUGCCAAUAUUGGAUUCUAUUUGGAUUGUUGAGAGAAUUGGGAGUAUUUGCUGAUAUUCUCUUCUCAUGGUUACCAUUCUAUUAUGGAGCAAAGCUUGGCGCCUUCCUGUAUUUGUGGCAUCCCCGGACAAAAGAACCACUAGCAACGCCAGUGCAUUGAGCAACAUGACCCUGGAAGAGUGCCAAAGUUUGUGUUGGACGAACUGUUCUUGCGUGGCAUUUUCUAUGAUCAGAGACAUGUGCCUAUCUUGGCCUGCUGACCUGAUGGAUAUUAGGGUUUUUGCACAAGGCGGCAAUGAACUAUACGUUCGGCUUGCAGCUUCUGAAUUAGAUUCAAUAAGGAGUUCAGGAAAGCAGAAAUCAUUAGUGAUAAAAGUUUCUGUUCCAAUGCUGAGCUUUCUAUUGUUACUAUGUGUUGGUUCAUUUUUAUGGUUGGAGCGAAGAAGCAAGCUCGUUAAACCAGACAUAGUAGACCCCUCCACUCCUAAAGAAACAGAGCUCGACUUGCCGUUAUAUAGUAUGGUUUCGAUAAGAGCUGCCACAAAUGAAUUUUCAAGAGACAAUAUAGUUGGAAUGGGUGGAUUUGGCUUUAUUUACAAGGGUAAAUUAGCAGAUGGACAAGAGGUUGCUGUGAAAAGAUUGUCCAAAGCUUCUGAACAAGUACAGAUGAGUUCAAGACUGAGGUUUCGAUCAUUGCCAAACUACAACACCGAAAUCUUGUCUGUCUACUGGGUUACUGCAUCGAGGAUGAGGAAAGAAUCCUGAUUUACGAGUUCAUGACAAAUAAAAGCUUGGACAUUUUCAUAUUUGGCCAUGUUCAAUCUGUUCAAAGCUCACAAAGAUCCUAGACAAAAUCCAAUUGCUUAUUCCUGUAAUAGAUUGAGAAAGACAAGCUACUUCUUCAGUAUUGUGGUAGUAAUUACUGUACUGUAUCUCAUUCUCAAGCCGAUAAUAAUUUUUGAGUGUAGCUAGUAGAAGUAAACAGAUUGUUGGCUUCGAGGUCGGCUAAUUAGUUUGUGCUCUUUUGUUUUAUAUGUGAAUAUCACUAUCUACUUUGAAACA